Molecule: messenger RNA, 417 nt
Organism: Acytostelium subglobosum LB1
Lineage: Eukaryota; Evosea; Eumycetozoa; Acytosteliales; Acytosteliaceae
Exons: 3
Biological process (GO): protein folding in endoplasmic reticulum; autophagosome assembly
Cellular component (GO): membrane; EMC complex; endoplasmic reticulum
Source: RefSeq, a predicted model, not a curated record
ACUUUGACACAUUCAAUCAUUCAAACAACUUCAACAACUACAACACAAGGAACAAUGAUCAACCCUGCAGCAGAGGCAAUGCAGCAGCAGCAACAGGCUGCCAAUGCUCAGUCAAUACCAGAUCAUAUAGAUAGCGAGAUGCUUGCAAUGAAUCAAAAGUCACAACACUUCUGUCAGAUAUUGAUUGCAACAGCAGGAGGUUGUGUUGCAGGAGUGUUUGGAUUCAGUGGCGUCUAUGGCUUCAUCUUCUAUGUAUUGGUUCAUCUAAUGUUCUGCUCACUAUACAACCUGAAAGAGAAGAACCUUCAACAUUACUUCAUCACACCAAAGACAAUGUGGUAUGACAGUCUAAGUUCUGGUCUAAUGACAUUCGUCUUGUUCUGGACAUUCUUCUAUAACAUUAUACACAUAUAUUGA